GUGCCGGCGCGCCGCGGUUUGAAAGGCCCGAGCCUCGCGCGCGUGCGCACUUCAGCGCGCGCUGGGAGCCUCCGGGUCCCGACCCCCAAGUCGGACCCUGCUUCAUCUUUUGGGUCCCGCGCGUCCCACGACGUUGACAUGCCGGAAAUCCGCCUCCGCCAUGUGGUGUCCUGCAGUAGCCAGGACUCGACCCAUUGUGCAGAAAAUCUUCUCAAGGCGGACACUUACCGAAAAUGGAGGGCAGCCAAGGCAGGCGAGAGGACUAUCUCUGUGGUGCUCCAGCUGGAGAAGGAGGAGCAGAUACACAGCGUGGACAUCGGAAAUGACGGCUCAGCCUUCGUGGAGGUGCUGGUGGGCAGCUCAGCUGCAGGGACUGGGGAGCAAGACUAUGAGGUCCUUCUGGUCACCUCGUCUUUCAUGUCCCCUUCUGAGAGCCGCAGUGGCUCCAACCCCACCCGUGUUCGCUUUUUUGGGCCUGACAAGUUGGUCCGGGGAGCUGCCGAGAAGCGCUGGGACCGAGUCAAAAUUGUUUGCAGCCAGCCCUAUAGCAAGGACUCCCCCUAUGGCCUGAGUUUUGUACGGUUUCACAGCCCCCCAGACAAAGAUGAGCCAGAGGCUUCCCCACAGAAGGUGACCAAGCUUGGCCAGUUCCGUGUGAAGGAGGAGGAUGAGGGUGCCAGCUCCCUGAGACCAGGCGCCCUCUUCUUCAGCCGGAUCAAUAAGACCUCCACUGCCACAGCCAGUGACCCAGCAGGACCCAGCUAUGCGGCUGCCACACUGCAGGCCUCCAGCGCCGCCUCCUCGUCCUCUCUGGCCUCCAGGGCGGUAGGCAGCACCUCCAAGCCUCAGGAGUCCCCCAAAGGGAAGAGGAAGUUGGAUUUGAAUCAAGAAGAAAGGAAGACCCCCAGCAAACCGACAGCCCAGCCCUCACCACCCACCCGCAAGAGACCCAAAUUGCCAGCACCCACCAGUACCCCAGCCACCGCCUCAGCCCCUGCCCCAGCUCGGGGGGCAGCGCCAGGGAAGCCCCGAGGAGAAGGCACCGAGCACAGGGGUCCCCGAGCUGGCCCGCAGGAGCUGGGGAAGAUCCUUAAGGAUGUGGUGGUAGUGCUGAGUGGCUUCCAGAACCCCUUCCGCUCAGAGCUCCGGGACAAAGCCUUAGAGCUGGGGGCCAAGUAUCGGCCAGACUGGACUGCAGACAGCACCCACCUCAUCUGUGCCUUUGCCAACACCCCCAAGUACAGCCAGGUCCUAGGCCUCGGAGGUCGCAUCGUGCGUAAGGAGUGGGUGCUGGACUGUCACCGCAUGCGUCGGCGGCUGCCCUCCCGGAGGUACCUCAUGGCAGGGCCCGACUCCAGCAGUGAGGACGAGGGGGACCCUCACAGUGGCAGCAGCGGGGAUGAAGCCCCCAAGCUUCCCCGAAAGCGCCCCCAGACCAAAACCAAGCCCCCUCAGGCAGCAGGAUCCAGCUCACCUCAGAGACCCCCAACCCCAGGAGAGGGCAAACCAACCUCUCCAGGAUCCCAGGAAGAUAUCCACAUUGAGGGGGAGUGCUCAGAAGGACAGGACAAUGGGGCAGAAGAUUCUGGGGACACUGAGGAUGAGCUGAGAAGGGUGGCUGAGCAGAAGGAACAAAAGCAGCCCCCGCACCAGGGGGAGAAUGGCCAGGACCCGUACGCAGGAUCCACAGAUGAGAACACAGACAACGAGGGGCCCCCCGAGUCUCCCAGCCUGCCGGUUCCAGAACUCCCAGACUUCUUCCAGGGCAAACACUUCUUCCUGUACGGGGAGUUCCCCGGGGACGAGCGGAGGAAGCUCAGCCGCUACGUCACAGCCUUCAAUGGGGAGCUCGAGGACUACAUGAGCGACCGGGUCCAGUUUGUGAUCACGGCACAGGAGUGGGACCCCAGCUUUGAGGAGGCCCUGAUGGACAACCCCUCCCUGGUGUUCGUGCGCCCGCGAUGGAUCUACAGUUGCAAUGAGAAGCAGAAGCUGCUUCCUCACCAGCUCUACGGUGUGGUGCCCCAGGCCUGAAGUGUGUGCCCGUGCACACGCAUGUGCGUGCACACACAGCUAGGUUUAAUAAAGCUGAUAGGUUUGGA
This is a messenger RNA of Phyllostomus hastatus (greater spear-nosed bat), 2102 nucleotides long. RefSeq names its product X-ray repair cross complementing 1 (gene XRCC1). Gene Ontology annotation, cellular component: nucleus. The transcript has 17 exons. The record is from RefSeq and is a predicted model, not a curated record. Lineage: Eukaryota; Metazoa; Chordata; Mammalia; Chiroptera; Phyllostomidae. Gene Ontology annotation, molecular function: damaged DNA binding. Gene Ontology annotation, biological process: base-excision repair; single strand break repair; double-strand break repair via nonhomologous end joining. Bases 139 to 2034 code for a protein of 631 amino acids.